UUCUCUACUCCCAGCAUCAGUUGUCAGCUGCAAAUCCUACCGAGUCAACCUCAAACCACAAAAACAUCAACAACAUGAAAUUCCUGUCGCUUGCCUUUGUCUUGGGUCUGGUGGCUCUGGCUAAUGCCACCCCCCUGAAUCCUGGCAAUGUCAUCAUCAACGGCGACUGCCGCGUCUGUAAUGUGAGGGCUUGAGACGGAGGAAGCUUACCAGCCAGUUGAAGUUCACACAGCCACUAAGUUUUAAGAGAAAACAAAAAUGUAGCACAAAAUUUGAAAAGAAAAAACAUUCUUUUAUUAAAAAAAUAAAUAUUCAAAGUAAAUGAAAAAAUA
Drosophila eugracilis is the source of this 332-nucleotide messenger RNA. It is a transcript of the gene BomS3, whose product is annotated as bomanin Short 3. The coding region runs from base 75 to 194 and encodes 39 amino acids. The transcript is spliced from 2 exons. Lineage: Eukaryota; Metazoa; Arthropoda; Insecta; Diptera; Drosophilidae. The record is from RefSeq and is a predicted model, not a curated record. Gene Ontology annotation, biological process: defense response.